Messenger RNA from Hydractinia symbiolongicarpus, 739 nucleotides. Its product is annotated as prefoldin subunit 3-like. The coding region runs from base 60 to 635 and encodes 191 amino acids. Gene Ontology annotation, biological process: microtubule-based process; protein folding; tubulin complex assembly. The transcript has 5 exons. The record is from RefSeq and is a predicted model, not a curated record. Gene Ontology annotation, molecular function: tubulin binding. NCBI's taxonomy places the organism in Eukaryota, Metazoa, Cnidaria, Hydrozoa, Anthoathecata, Hydractiniidae. Gene Ontology annotation, cellular component: prefoldin complex; cytoplasm.
CUGCGCGGUGCAAAAACGGGACCUCUGCAGAGUAAAACCGAUCCAAACGGAUUUCGUGCAUGCUUUGGCCUGGGAGUUACAACAUGGCGUCGGAAGCUCCAGUUAAAAAAAAGCAUAGGGGGAUCCCAGAAGCCACAUUCCUGGAUAAUGUUGAUUCAUACAUGGGAAAAGAAACUUCAUCAGAAGCAAUGCUUCAGAAGCUAGAUGAACAAUAUCAAAAGUAUAAAUUUAUGGAGGCUAACCUUGUGCAAAAGAAAUUAAGACUUUCAACACAGGUGCCUGAUAUUAAAGCUACGUUAGAUUCCAUCAAAAGUUUAAAGAAGAGGAAGGAUGAAACGGAACCCUUAAGGACCCAAUUCAUGCUUUCUGAUCAACUCUAUAUAAACGCGAAAAUACCGGCUACCGAUAAAGUUUGUUUGUGGCUUGGUGCGAAUGUUAUGUUGGAAUAUGAAAUAGAGGAAGCUGAAGAUUUACUAUCAAAGAAUCUCUCUACGGCGGAGAGCAAUUUGGAAGAAUUAGCGGAUGAUUUAUGUUUUUUGCGUGAUCAAGUCACAACGACUGAAGUCAGUAUGGCUAGGAUAUAUAAUUGGGAUGUGAAAAGACGACAGAAGCAAAAAGAAGUACAAAAAUCCUAAUUAUAUUAGCUAGAGAUAUUUUUUUUUAAUUUAUAGUUUUUUUCGUAUAUAUUUUUUUGUUUAUUUUUAACUUCUUCAUUUCUGAAAAAAUAAAUUUUAAACAA